Molecule: messenger RNA, 1646 nt
Organism: Botrytis cinerea B05.10
Lineage: Eukaryota; Fungi; Ascomycota; Leotiomycetes; Helotiales; Sclerotiniaceae
Exons: 7
Coding region: 107-685 (192 amino acids)
Molecular function (GO): hydrolase activity
Source: RefSeq, a predicted model, not a curated record
GAAGAUUUGUUUAGCUCAUCGCUGCUCUUUCUUGAAUAAACUUUUUUUCGUUUCUUCUCAUCUCAUUAAUCUUGUCUCUCAAUUGCUCAACAAAGUUUAUCUCAAAAUGUCAUCCUCGACUAUUAAGCAGAAGAAAUUGGUUGAUACUUUAUCUGUUGCCGAGAAGGUGGAUGUUGUGCUAGCAUAUACAAGUAUCUUAGGAAAUGCAUUCUUCAGUCUGCUGACCGGUAUAUGGCGCACGAGAAAUGCGAAGAGGGGAAGUUAUAGGAGACAUGUCCUUCUUACAGCUGUGAGGACUAUGGUUAGGAGACUGAGUACUAGACAGAUCUUAUAUGUCAAUCCAAACACAGAUAAUGCAUACGAAACCGUCUGCAAGCAGCGGGGUGUAGAGCCCUUGAGCGAGACUUUGGAGGAUGGAACGCAGGCCCACUGGAUAGGCGAAAAAGGAGCGAAGAAAGUGAUGCUCAAUUUUCAUGGAGGUGGAUUUGCACUCCCCGCAAGUCCCGAAGCUGUCGAAUAUAUGUUUAAGGUUGUGGAUGGUGCGGAGAAAGAGGGAAAGAGUUUGGCGGUAUUGUUCCUAUCUUAUGAUCUUUCCCCGAGUGUGGUCUACCCUCGACAAUUGGAACAAGCUGCCGCGUUGCUGAAUCAUGUCGUUCAAACCUUGAACAAUAUUCAAUCACUUUGAAGCAUUGAAACGGCUUUGAUUUGAAAUAAUAAACCUAUGACAUCGAUGAUAGUAUCUUCAGAAUCUCAAAUCUAUAACUUUAAAAUGAAUUACAGUCUGGCUAUUGGAAACGAUUAAGUCUCAUUAUCAUAAAUUAUCAAGACUAACUGGCAUAUCUCCAACUUUUCAGCUACCCUCCAUCCUCCAUAAUUCUAGCUGGCGACUCCGCGGGCGCAAAUCUCGUCCUCGCUCUGCUGUCUCACAUCAUGCAUGGUCAUCCAAAUGAAAGCAUUCCUCGAGUCAGCUUCUCAGAACCACUGGAUGGAGCUGUGCUCUUAGCACCUUGGGUCACAUUUGCCACGAGCUCUAAAUCAUUCGAGACGAAUGAAUACAAAGAUCUACUCCAUCCCUCCGCUAUCAAAGUUUGGUCAAGCGAAUAUCAAGCUUCUGCUCCAUCAGAUAACUACAUUGAACCACUCUACGCUUCCUCGUCGUGGUGGUCGCGUCUUUCCACCACCGUGUCAUCAAUCCUAAUCUUAGCUGGUGAAAAUGAAGUCUUUGUCGACGAUGUGAAAGCCUUCACGGAUAACUUGCAGAAAGUAGGAACGGAAACGGGAGGUGUGGAAAUUGAGUUGUUCGUGGCGGAGAAUGAGUAUCAUGACCAACCUAAUUUUGGGUUUGGAGAGGAUAGUCUUGGAAAGAAGGGUGGCCAAGGGUGGAAGAUUGGGAAUUGGGUUUGGGAGAGAUGUUGAAUGGAUCUUGAGGUAUCAGGGAUAGAUCGGAUACAGGCACUGGCUGGUAUGGCUACGGAAAUGGAAAAUGAUUGAGGGAAAGUGGAAAUCCGAGGUGUUCUGCGCAAUUCAGUAAACCUAGUUUGAGUAUCUUCCUCGCAUCAUAAUUACAAUAAUGAUUGUUUUUCUACAAUAUGUUUCUAUUUUACAGACGAGAUCGUUGUCCGCUUUUCAUACACAAUACCUACACA